This is a messenger RNA of Ostrea edulis (European flat oyster), 2211 nucleotides long. RefSeq lists its product as uncharacterized. The record is from RefSeq and is a predicted model, not a curated record. Lineage: Eukaryota; Metazoa; Mollusca; Bivalvia; Ostreida; Ostreidae. The coding region runs from base 137 to 2101 and encodes 654 amino acids. The transcript is spliced from 2 exons.
AAAGACCCAUAUUUACAUGGAAAAUAUAUAGUACACGCAAUUUCCUGUCAACGAAGGUUCUCUUUUCAUUCCAAACUCUAGACGGAUUAUACACCUCAUUAUGUGGAAGAUAUACAAGUAGAAGUAAAGAUAGAUAAUGGCCCUAACUUUUCACGACCUUUUGAAAGAAUAUGUCGACCUUUUGGACGACUGGCAGAGAGAAGUUGAUGAUAUUAGAAAGAUGCACCACGAGAUCUGGAAAGAGAGCAGAGUUUAUCCCAUCAUUAAACAACACAGAGCAGGAAGUCGCGUCGAGAAACAGUGUCGAAUACUUCCAAUAGGAAAACAAACCGAUGUGGAUUACAAGUUCGAGGUAACAGGGGUAGUUGUCGAAACAGAGAAAAGAAUAGGGCUGUAUUGGAAAGUUAGCGCGUCAUCAAAUGCUCACGGGAAAAUAUUUGUGGCAAAGGAAACAAAAUUGGAGCUAAUGAACAGACCUCAUUAUUCUGAUAUAUUCACAGAAAAUGUCUUCGUUUGGAGCGAUGAGGAAGAUGCCUAUUUGUUACUGCCUGGACCAUUCAAAGAAAACGUGGUACAAAUGAGUAAAUUUGAAUAUAGAAAAGAUGCCACGCCACCUUUGAACAGUCCCUCCGUCCCGGGACAAGGGGCUGUGAAUGAGUACGAUAUUGUUCCAUGUCUUCGACUUUCUCAAUGGCCACUUACUGUCCUUAAAUGGGCAAAAGACGUUUGCUCUGAACACAAAGCAUUAAACAAAGAAUUCAGAUCAAAAAUGUUGAAGAACGAGUUUUUGUUCAUCGUUGCGGCAGGAAAUCCAACAUCUCCAGAGAAAGACAAAGAAUUCAGACUUUCUUUCUCUCUUCUGGAAGUAAAAUGCUUUGAAAAACUGUCUCCCUAUCUAAGAAAACUUUAUGGAUUAAUAAAGUAUGUCUAUAAAAUGAAACUCGAGUCUAUAGAUUUAUUAGACUCUUACCACAUUAAAACACUUUUCUUCUGCAUGCUCGAUAAUAAAUUCAAUGGGAAGAAACUUACAUGUUGUGAUUAUUUAAAGGAUCUAUUACAUUAUUUUGACAAUUUGAUAAAUGCAUGCAAAGAAGAAAGAGUUGAACACAUGUUUGUUGAGGAUUGCAACAUAUUCCCUUUCCACAAAAUAAACAGGACAGAAAAAGUCAAACAACUUAUCGAAACUCUUGAUAGAAAGGAUAAAACUAUAGAAGAUGAAUUGCAUAUACUUCUCCGACGGGACUUGCUUAUUUCAGACAGUGAUGAUGAAACAUGGAUAAAAAUGGCUGUAGAACAAAUUCAGAUACUACAGACGGGAUCUAAAAAAUGCAUCUACAUCAACAGCUAUUUGACUAGACUAAUCAGUUUGAUAAUAUAUUCUUUAUACGAAAAUAAAGAGCAAAAUAACCUUGGCAUUGCUGUUUCUCGAAUGCAAAACUUGUUCUCUGAAUAUCCAGGAAACAAAAAUGUUCACCGAAUGAUUUCCAUGGUUAAUGCAACUCUUGAGAGACUUGAUACAAGUAAUAACUCAAAAAUAACGAUUGAUACAUCGUUGGACACGUGUUCCUUAGCAGAUAAUAUCAGUAGAAAAGUUCACAUUGCUUUUGAAGCAUACCUACAUAAGGAUUUCCAACACACCUUGGGAUUUCUGCAAGACGUUUCACCGGAGUAUGGAAGAAAUCUGAACGAAUCGGGUUUCAUAGGUAUUUCGGUUACAAGCUAUCACAAAGACUUUGAACUGGACGACCCUCUUCACUAUGUUAUAUCUACAUUGGAGGAAAGUUCAAAAGAACACAAAUGUCCCCGAUUUUAUCUAGAUCCUGUCUUCCUAGCACAACAUCUAAAAAUCCAAGUUAGAUUAAAGACAAUGGAUAAAACUCCAGAUCAGUCAGAUUUCGAUAUUCUCAAAAACUUGUGUGUCUGCCUGUCUGACCGAGAGCCUUAUAUGGGACGACUGUCUUACAGAUUCUCAGCAAUAUUAUUGUUACAGGGAUACAGACAGAUGCUAGAACGAUACAGCAUUGUUUUCACUGGCAUGGACAGUGAAAGUAUUAACAGUUUUAAUCAUAGAGCCUUUGCCACAAAUUUUGAUUUACGAUAAUUGAAGCCUACCUUCAAUACAUUUUACGAUGAACUAUGAAAAAAUGACUAAAGUGAGACUAUGCCUGUACAAUUAGAUUUUACUGGAAAUUCUAUAAAUUUUGAAAGGAU